Penicillium pulvis is the source of this 501-nucleotide messenger RNA. RefSeq lists its product as uncharacterized. The record is from RefSeq and is a predicted model, not a curated record. The coding region runs from base 1 to 501 and encodes 166 amino acids. The transcript has a single exon. Lineage: Eukaryota; Fungi; Ascomycota; Eurotiomycetes; Eurotiales; Aspergillaceae.
AUGACUGUUGCCAACGGCACUCCCGCUACGCCACCACAACGACCCUCUCUCCUCGCUUUCCAAAAGAACACCAGAAAGCGUUGGCCCCCCAUGGCAAACCGCAAUGCCCUCCCAUACAAGCUCACGGUCAUCUCCAAGGAGAAAUUGGCCCGUGAAGCUACUGCUCCAGACCCAGACCUUCGCCGCUGUGUAGCACACUUCCGUCUACACUGCGGUUCCGUCCUCUGGACCGAGAACGACAUGAAGUCUCGCAUUAGCUCCUUUGAAUUCGAGGAGUCCGAGUCCGAGUCUGAGGACGAUUUCGACCACAAGAAGAUGAACGAGAUCAAGCUGAGACAAAAGUCCCAAAAAUCCCAAAACACCAUCGUUACGGUGCAAAUUACGCCCGAAGACAAAGAACCUCUCAUCACAUCAUCUGAGAUCCUGCCUGAGAGUGAUCUUUCCGAAAAAUACAUGGAUCGCAAUCUAUGUGCUGUUACCGUCCAACCCAUUGCCGCCUAG